This is a messenger RNA of Salvelinus fontinalis (brook trout), 1477 nucleotides long. RefSeq names its product heat shock protein 67B1-like. Gene Ontology annotation, molecular function: protein folding chaperone. The record is from RefSeq and is a predicted model, not a curated record. The transcript has 4 exons. NCBI's taxonomy places the organism in Eukaryota, Metazoa, Chordata, Actinopteri, Salmoniformes, Salmonidae. Gene Ontology annotation, biological process: protein refolding; response to heat. Bases 135 to 1415 code for a protein of 426 amino acids.
UCUCUGUCUUCGCUGCACAGUGCUUCUUCUCUUCUGUGACCCUCUCCUCCUGUAUUGUUACAGUCCAGCACUCCAGCAUUUUUACUUGCUGUGGGCCUCUCUCUCUCUCCAACCCUGUAACAUUUUUCUGAACCAUGACCGAGCAGACCAAAGCAGCGGACCCAUCGGCACCAGGGGCCCCAUCACAUCCUCACCACUCUAGGGACUUCUUCUGGUCCCCCCUGUGGAGCUGGUGGCAGCAGCCCACCCCUAGCAGCCUCCUUCCCAACCAGGAUUUCGGCCUGCCACCGUUCCUAGAGGCCGGUGACCUCCGUGACCUCAGCUGGAUAGAUAACAUCCAUAGACGCCUGGCAGCCAGCUCCUGGACUGGGUACAUUCCCUCUCUGCCCCUCUUGGUGCCCUCCUUUCCGGCCCCGGCCUCCUCAAUGCACCAGCUAACCCCCAAGCUGAGCAAGGUAGAGUCUGCAGGGUUGAAGGGGCUGUCGGAGGUCCGGGUGGAGGGGCACAAUUGGAGGAUCACCCUGGAUGUCAGUCACUUCUCCGCUGCAGAAAUCACACUCAGGACCCGCAGUGGCUUCCUGGAGAUCGGAGGGACUCAUGAAGAGAGACCAGAUGAGCAUGGUUUUAUUGCUAGAUGUUUCACCAGGAGAUACAUGCUCCCGAUAGGUAUUGUCUCUAAGACCAUACGAUCCUCUCUGUCUGGUGAGGGAAUUCUGACUGUAGAGGCUUCACUUCCUGACCCCAGCAUCCCUGAUGACAUCAUCAUUCCCAUUCAGGUGGAGAAGGAGACCAUAAGAGAAGAGGGAGAGGAGGGUGGAGCUAAGCCAGAGGAGACUACCGUAGCAGACACAGAUUCCCAGCCUUCUCCAUCUGCCCCUGCUGUGGCCCCUGUAUCCCUGGAGGCCCCUGACUUCACCCCCACAGAUUCUGGCACAAUGCCCCCCACAGAGGCACCCGAGGAUGGGGACAAAUUAGCACGGGAGGUCCCUGGAGAAGAGGCUCAGCCAGACAGCGCCACGGCUGGGCCAAAGAGCCAUGAGGAAGGGAGAGGAGGAGCAGAAGAGGGGGAGACACACACUAAGCCAGCUGGAGAGAUGGAGACCCACCCCCCAGAGCAUGCAGAUGAAGAGGGAAGAGAGGGAGAAGGGCUUCCAGAUCCCACAGAGCCCUUUGAGCACCUUGAUGCCCCUGACUCCCCAAACACAGUCACGUCCGACCGCGGGGAGCACAAAACAGACCCAGCCCAAGACCAUGACGAAGAGCUCCAGCACCCGGAGGGCUCAGGGGAGGCAGCCGAGGCCCUGCCCCAGCCUGAGGGGGACGAACCAGGCAUGAGUCCAUCAGAGGGGGCCCACUCUCAGGAGCUGGAAGUUCCAGAGCACCCUGAUAUGGAGCAACAGGCAUACACCAAGUAGAGAGAGAGAGAGAGAGAGGGGGGGAGAGACAGAGAGAGAGAGAGAGAGAGAGAGAGAGAGAG